UCAACAUGGCGCCUGUCUGCCGGACAAAAGGCGAAUCUGUCUGACGGCGAAUUGAAGCCCAAUUAGAAUCGGAGGAGACAUUUUGGGAAAACUGUCAGCGUCCGUGUGUCCCUGCGGCCCGAGGCAACAGAUAUAUGGUCAAAGCAGCGUCUGUGGAGGCUCUUCUACUGGAAUAAUCAGGAUGUUCCAGCAGUGUGAGGAGCCUCGCUUCACCAUUGAGCAGAUUGACCUCCUCCAGAGGCUACGGAGGACGGGUAUCACCCAGGCAGAGGUCCUCCAUGCACUGGACACCCUGGACCACCUGGACCGGCAACAUGGACACAAGUUGGCCCAUAAACCUUCCUACAUGCCUCCCUCAUCUUCCAAUACCGUUGCUGCCUCUUCCUCUAUGACUUCCACCGCCACUCAGACAAGUUUUCCAGACAGCCGUCUCACAUUGUCGCCCAACAACAACUUCGACACCACCUCCCCACCUCUGCCGGUUCCAGUAGCCUCACCUGUUGCCAUAGCAACGGUAGCACAGAAUGGUCUAGUUGCCGUCACCAAUGGGAAACUUUCACCGCCCCGCUUUCCCCUCGCUGUCGUUAGUGGCAGUGUGACCACACAGGGUUACGGGUUUGAAGCCAGUGAAGAGGACAUAGAUGUCGAUGAUAAGGUGGAGGACUUGAUGAGGAGGGACAGUGCUGUGAUCAAAGAAGAGAUUAAGUCCUUCCUGGCUAACAGGCGAAUCUCCCAGGCUGUGGUUGCUCAGGUAACAGGGAUCAGUCAGAGUCGGAUCUCCCACUGGCUCCUACAGCAAGGAUCGGACCUCAGUGAGCAGAAGAAACGAGCCUUCUUCCGCUGGUACCAGCUGGAGAAGACAAACCCUGGUGCCACUCUAGCCAUGCGAGCGGCCCCAUUGGCACUGGAGGACAUGAUGGACUGGCACCAAGCCCCGCCCCCCUUUGGUUCAGCCCCUGGCGGCUUCCGUCUGCGACGCGGGAGCAGAUUCACUUGGAGGAAGGAGUGUCUGGCUGUCAUGGAGAGCUAUUUCAGUGACAACCAGUACCCUGAUGAGGCCAAGAGAGAGGAGAUAGCCACUGCCUGCAAUGCCGUCAUUCAGAAACCAGGAAAAAAGCUGUCUGAUUUAGAGAGGGUAACAUCGCUGAAAGUCUACAACUGGUUUGCCAACCGCCGCAAAGACAUCAAGAGGCGUGCUAACAUUGAAGCAGCCAUCUUGGAGAGCCACGGCAUCGAGGUUCAAAGUCCAGGUGGUCAGUCCAACAGUGAUGAAGUGGAUGGCAAUGACUUCCCUGACCAGGGCUGUGAGGUGUCCUUAUUUGACAAGAGAGCUUCAGCCAGGCAGUUUGGUUUCAGUCGAGCAGACCUGUCCUCUCCCACCCAGGUUCCCACACUGCUUCCAAGCUGGUUUUCUGCCCUGGGUAGAGGGGGAGUGGCUGCACAGAGGGGCACUUCUCUGAUUGGUCGCUCCCUAAUGUCGGGGGUGGGUCCUCAGGCGGAAGGUGCUAGACUAACAGGUGUGUCCUGGUCCCCCCCUUCCCCCUCCCUCCAGGAUGAGCCCACCAUUCACAGCGCACUGUCCGAGCCUCAGGACGGUUUGGAGAAAGCGGCAGGGAGUCACAGCAGCCCAGCCCUGGCCAGUCAGGAGGAUGGCGCUGGGUGCAGCAUGGGGAAUGACAUCAAGACGGAAACGCUGGAGGACGACUGAAAGAGGCGGCAGAUAUCAGAGCUGUCGGAGCGAUGAACAGGUGUCAUUAUAUGCAACCAGAUUUUAUAGGAAUGUAAUAAGUGAAAAAAAAAUGACCAAAAGUCGUGUAAACUCCAACCCUGAGAUACCUCCCAACCCUACCUCCAACCACCAACCUGCUCUGCUACGCUCUUAUAGGCAUUAUUAGUGUAUAAUAAUAAUAUUAAUAAUAACGGGAAACUUUUAUUUGUUCAAGUGUUCCCCAUCUAUGGAAGACUUAAAGUGUACAUAAGAACAAAUUCAACGAAGAAAGUGAAAUCAUUUAUAACGUUCAACUAUGAUGCACAUGUAAGGAAACACAAGCUGUGACAGUCUGUGUGGCUUGUCUUUGUUGAUUUAUUUCAUAUUAGGCAUUUUAGGUCUUCCAUAAAAGGCUAAUGAACAGAACACGAUGCAUUGUGCAGAUUUCUUUGGAAACUGCAUUUUUCACAGCAGGACAACACUGUAUUUGACAUGGGGUUCAAAUAGUAUCAGGGUCUUGCACUGUGAUCACAACACAACUGAACAGCCUCAAAAGAUAAUAACUACAUGAAUUUGAAAGUUAAAUUCAUUUUAAUGGCUUGUUUUAAAAGGAUAUUUCAUCACAGGUCUUUAUGUUUCAAAUUAUCACUGCUGAUUCUGUCUAGACAGUAGAAUAAGCUUGAGGUCACAGCAUGUUUCUGUGAGCCCAAGAUGGUUUUUAAAAAUGUGCAAAAGAGAAAAAAAUCAGAGUGACCCUCCCCUUCCUGAUAACAUAAGCUAAAUAUAUGGAAGCUCUGAAAGGCCAAUACACAUGAUUAGAAAUGUUUUAAUAGUUUAAUAACCAAUUAUAUAACCUGAUCAUUACUCAUUGGUAAAUGGUAGUGUUUAAAUAUUGCUGAAUAUAAUAUGAUGUAAUUUUAAAACUUUGUUUUGUUUUUCAGAGUCGCAAAUUUAGAUUUUAGGAUUUCAGUCACUUUGACUUUAACAUAAUUUAUUUUUUUUUAAAUCUAUGAAUAGUUUUAAAUGCACUACUUGAAAUUACCCAAAGGAAAUUUGAAAUUGGAGUUUAAGCCUUAUCGAUUUUCUAAAUACAGUAUUUCAAUAAAAUGAAUUCUGUACUAUUCAAACAUCACCAAGUGGUGUUCAAUCGAGAUAAAAGUUCACAACUAGAUCUACAGUUUGUAAUAGGAUUCAAAUCCUUACAGCCUGUCUUUGCUUCCAUAUCAAAAAUAAGCAAUUUAAAAAAAAUCUUUAUGACAUAAAUGUCGAAGGUCGCUGAAACUGUUGACAGAGGUGUAUAAAAGCUAGACACCAGGAUAUCCAGGUGAUUGGUUUAGUUUGUUCCUUUGUGCCCAGUUACCUGCUCAGUGACCUGGUGGAAUGAUUGAUCACUGUGAGAACAUAUCAGUACAGAUCAGUCAGUUGGGAGGGAUUAAACAGUUUAUCAAAGCUGUUUAGAUACUACACAUUAAAGUGUGAGAUGAAUACAUGCAUAUACUAAAUGUGUAUGUGUGCAUACACACACACACACACACACACACACACACACACACACGCUUAUACACAGUAUAUGUACCCUAAUACAUUUCUAUAUACAGUAUAUAGACAUAUUAGCUUCAAAAGAGAGAAACUAUCAGUAUGAGUCUUUCUUGUUGGUGAAAGGUGAGUGAAACAUUAGCCAAAGUAUUAAGUUUUGAAAUUUGUGUAUUUUUUGAGUGUAUGAUAGUCGUGGAUGGAACUAUGUAUUAGAGAUAUGCUAAUCAAAGACACAUCAGAUGUGUCAAGUUAUUGAAAGCAAAAUGCAUAAUUUUCCUUUUAGGGUAAAUCUGUGUUUGUGCUCUAUAUGCCAUGUGUUCUAAACACAUACCGUCAUGUUUAAGUUGUAUUUUAAAUGACACUUUAUUGGAUCAAUACCAUGGUGCUUAAAGUUCCUGUGGUUAAAACGUUUAAUUGAUCACUAUGAGUGACUGAUCACAGCGGCCGUAAGAAGAGAGAAAACAAUGUUUUCCUCCAAAAAGUAGUUCGCGUUGAAUGAAUUCUCUUUAAACAACUACUGCAAGAAGCUUCUUUAGUUGAAAACUAAAUGUUCUAUCAGAGUCUAAUCGUGGAUGUGUAUGUCAGUUACAGCCAUUGUAGAAGUCUGUUUUCUCCACAUGGAAUUGUUUAAAGUCAGGGCUCACUUUCUUAAACUGUUGUCCAGGGGAUACCUAGCUAUAUUAAACACUGUUUAAUUUUAAAUAUUAUAAACCACCAAGUGCUUCUUCUGUAGUUUAUCACUAAACGUGGUUAGCUUGUUCUAGUUUCCGGUCCUGUAUUCUGUUCAUCUCUUCUGAAAUGUUUUGCGGUUUAGUCAACAGUUGGAUGUGCAUCUUAAAGUGGUAAUAAUUUCUUGUUUGGCCAUCAGUGGAACAAGCUGAUGACCACUUUAUCAAGUUGUUGUGCAUAUUUUACCAAACUGUUGUCUAGUUACACAUCCAACAGAUGUAAACACAACAUUAACAAUCAGUCUUGUUCCUCGACAUGUGAUGACAGCAAGUCCACUUAUCUGUCCUCUUGUAGCUCUGGUUUGAUUUCCCCUUGGGGAAAAACUACAGAGAAUUUAUGGUUCUUGUGUAUUUUCUCAUUUUCUGUACUUCAGAGAAGACAAACAACAAAGCAUACAUUAACAAAAUUAAUUCAAGUUUUAAUUUGAUUUAUUUUUAAAUGUCUUAAUAGUAAUGUCAAAAAGACCCCAAGGAGUUUACACUCAAAAAUAAUGUAAGUCAAACAAAAGCAGUAUAUUUAGAAUGACCCCACGUUAACCAUUAACGCCAACGGUGCACUUUCAGCUUCAGAACAGGCCUGUCCUGUUGUCCACAACAAUUAGCAAACAACCAUUUGUUUGAAUAAAGUGUGUUGGACUUGUCCCUUGACAAAAGUGAGCAGGGCUCAGUGUGAGAUGAUACCUGGUUAAGCUUUAAAAGGCUAGCCCUGCUAGCAUCCUCCAACUGGUAGACGACAACACAUGGUUUUGUGCUCUACAGGUGUUGGCCUGGGAGUGUGCCUGUACGAACACAGAACUAGCUGCUUGGUCAGUCUGUUCGCCGGCUGUCUGGUGCUGAGCAUGGAGACAGUGGAGUUAGUGCAGCUGUUUGACUGAAAGCAGCAGUCUGCUAUGGCUGGAAACACGAUGAAUAGUAAUGUUUGUGGGUCAGGAAAUCAAAACAGUGAGCUAAAAGAGGGGACUGAUGAGAGUCACAUGAUUAUUGUGUGUGGGUCCGCCACAACAAGCACCUCUUUCAUAGUGCACAUAGACAUUUGUUUUUUUAAAAUGUAAAAAGAAAUGUGUGCAGCUUUAAGCUCUGAAGAAGUUCUGAUCGAAAGUUGCAUUUUUAACAAGACAAAAAGUUGGUGUUCAAAAGUGUAGUGGGUGAUCACGGGUGAAACGCGAACCACGACCUGAUGCUGAAAGUGAACCUCUUGUGUUUGCAUCAGUGUGGUCAGCUGCUGACAUGUUACAGAGAAACGGGUGAAUCUCACUAGUUAAAAAGUAAACAGUGCGUUGAAUUCUGUUCAGCUUUAGUAUGUCCGUGUACUGUAAGGUUUUAUGUUCAAGUGCCUUAUUUUUUUGCAGUAUUUCAACACAGGUUUAGUGCAUGACAGAUGACUUCUACAAUGGCUGUACAUGUGCCACCGUACCACUACUAAUGCUAGAAAGCUAUCACUAUGAAUUUCUGUUACAGCCCACACUAAAGCGGCUUCAGUCAAACCGUUUCGUUAUUGUUCCUUACCAGGUGCUUUACAGGCUAAGCUACUAGUUCAGAGUGAAAAACGUCAACACAAUUACCUCACUCCCUUGCCCUCAGCUAUAAGCUACACCCCGCAGAUUUUUCCACAGCUGCUUCAAUGUGAAUCAGAGUUUGAACUGUCCAGAGAAAAACUAACCGUAGAGCUGAUUUAUUCAGAGGAGACUGAUGGCAAACUGUGAUGAGGCUGUAUAGACGGCUCACACUGACUGAUCUGGGACUACAGAAGUGUCAGUGUCUUUUUUAAAGGGAAAUUCCUCAUCAAACUAGAGCUAAUAAAUAUUAAGUUUGAACGCAAAGGGAAUUUCCACUCCAAAAAAAAAGAAGGAAAGAAUUUAUUCAUUUAUACGCUCCACCAGGGUCCAAAAGCUCCUCAUCAGUCACUCAAUCUGGUGGAGUAUUAAACAAAAGUCUGCAGUGUUUCAGACUAAAUGUCAGAGAAAAUUGAAGUUUUGUGGUGGAAUGUCUCUUUAAAUGUUUGGCAGCAGAGCUGUCCUGGGUGUAUUUGCUUUAAGCAUUUGAGAAAUCACUAGUCUGUUAUGUAGCUUUCUAUUAUUUGUUUGAGUUAUUUACACCACAAUUUCAAAAUAUACUAUCCCACAAAGGGUUACAUGUUUGUUUGUUUUUUUUCUUUUCUUUUUAAUCUGCUAAGCAGAAGCCUUUCUGAAAGGGACCUAUUUUACUUUUCCAUAUUUUCUGUCACGUAUAUAUAAUGUUGCGUUGUCGGAUAUACAUGUUAAAUAUGUCCAAAGUUUCAAAAAAUGCGGCAAACGUGUAACAUAUGCCAAGCUUACAGGACAGCCACGAAGUUAAACUACAGUCUUCUUGGUAAAUGUAUGUACACCUUCUCUCAAAUAUACACAAGGUGAAGUAGUAUUAUAGGCAUGUAGUGUGCUCCAGCAUGCAAACAACCAAUGGUGCAGGGAGAUACUAUACAGUCAUUUGGUGACAGCAGAAUAAUAUUUUGCGAGUAUUUUCUGGCAGCAGAUGUUUUCCACUGCAGUUAGCCACACAUACAGAUAUUAACAGGGCACAUAGAAAAAUCUUUAUAAACAGCUUCUCAUUGAAAGACUAAAUCCAUUGUUAUUUCACACAAUUAGCAGGAAAUAAGCAUAAUAUUUACCAGUUGUUCUGCUCUACUGGAUGUUCGUGCUGUCUACUCAUACCUCAGAUUGGACUUAGGCUUUACCGUUUGCUUUAGUGACCUACACUUCAGCGAGAGAAUGAGGUGGUGCCAUAAACUGUGUAAAAGAUGGACCGAGCCUCCAGGUCUGAAAAGUGAAGCCAAUGUGAAAGUGACUUGAAUCUGCUUUUUCCUCAUGAGUUUAUGGUGUCAGUCGCUAGUUUCAAGCCAUCUUCAACACAGAUGAUGUUCGCUUUGUAAAUGAUGGUCCCAUUUGGAGUAAAACAGAGGAUAAAGGAUGGUUUGUUUUGGGGCAAGGCUACCUAGAGAUUGACAUGUUAUUAGUGUAUGGGCAUGCAGAGUGUGUCGAUUUCAGAAGAGCAAGAUGGCGAUAGUCAAAUUCCAAACUUCAUGCUUCAAAGUGGCCGCUCACUAACCAAUAGCUGAUGUCACGGUGGCUGCAUCCAUCUUUUACAUAUAGUCUAUGGGUGGUGCUCACAAGCAAAGGCUUCCACAAAGCCUGCCAAUCACAACAAAGUGUUUUUUUUAAGGGCUGGGGGCCUUAAAGAGACAGGAGCUAAAACAGCUUGUUUCAUAUGGUGGAUGAACUGAGGGGCUGGAAAAAGGGCCAGUAGAAGAUAAAUAAGGAUUUUUUUUGAACUGUGAAUCAUACAAAGCUACUCCACAAGAGUCUCAGAAUAUAAACACGUAGCAGGAAAUGAGCGUAUUAGGUUUCCUUUGAGACAAUUUGCUGUUUUGAAAUUGUUUCAGGAUGUUAGGCCAUUUCCAGUGCUGUCUUCAAGGUCUUCUCAUGAAAAUGUAUUUUGGAGGUCUGAAGCAGCUAUUUGGUGUUAGUUUGUCAUUUUCAGGAUUUUGAAAACAAAAAAGAAACAGCACUAAAACCAUAAAUAUAAUUAGAAGCUAAAAAAAGAGGGUGCGCAAACCACACGUUUAUGAUUGGAAACCAAACAUGUUUGCAUCUUGACUUUGACUUUAAAAGUGUCUUUUUGUGCCACAAAGUAUUUUAGUUGCCUAAUAACUCAAAGUUCUCAUGAAAUGAAAACAGUAAUAGGAAAGCUUUUGCUCAUCCAGUUCUGUCAGGACUGCAUCAGCCUCUUCAUGUGUCUUCUCAUUGGUUAGAAUGCAGUUUUACCAUCUGCCUUCAGUCCUCUGUUGCCUUCUUGUACUGCUUUGUUUUUGAAAGGACAGGCCUACUUCUCUGGAAUACUUACCUGUACGUGCACCUGUGGCACUGACUGCACCUUGAUCACGCUUGUCUUUGCCCUGCCAAAUCCCACCACCUCUUCUUCUGGCAAUAGUGGUGAUGUAACAGUACUGUUUGGAUGUGAGAUGCUUCCGUCGGCACUGGGCUGCUAGUAUGACAAAAAUCGUGGUGCAUGUAGUAGAGGUUUGAUGUGAUAUUAGACCUGCUGUCUGAACAAAGAGAAAGCACAAGGGAUCUGGUGUCACUGUGGUUUCAGACAGUUCAUGUCUCAGAACUGGAUACUGUCCUCCUACAUUAGUCAGUGUUGUUCGAUGCAGUCUGACAUUUGAAGAGUAGAAAUGCUGUAUUUUAUUUAUGUGGGGGAAAAAUGCAUCAUUCAUGUAGUCAAUAAAAUGUAGAUGUUCAGCCAGGGAUUGGACACACUACUUUCAUAAUGGACAUCAUCUCUAAACAUUUUAGUAGUUAAAAACGGUGGUUGCCAAUAAACUCUUUAAUAAACCUCUGUAAAAUAAAAGGUGUCAAACCUCAGCAGGAUGUUGUAUCAGUUUGAUUUUUUUUUAUCCUCCUGUUCUUUUCUAUUUCAAGAUUUAGUGCCUUUUUUGGACGGUAGACUGUUCUGUAAUCGCUAUGUAGAAAAUCUACAUAUGCCUUUUGUUACUUUUUCAUCUGUUGGAUAAACCUUAUUUGUUAUUUUUAAGGUGUGUUUUUAUUGAUAUUCUAUUUACAAGGGAAUAAAAACUGAUCAUGCAGUGUG
Molecule: messenger RNA, 8595 nt
Organism: Stegastes partitus (bicolor damselfish)
Lineage: Eukaryota; Metazoa; Chordata; Actinopteri; Pomacentridae
Product: homeobox-containing protein 1-like
Exons: 10
Coding region: 182-1708 (508 amino acids)
Biological process (GO): positive regulation of DNA-templated transcription
Cellular component (GO): nucleus
Molecular function (GO): double-stranded telomeric DNA binding
Source: RefSeq, a predicted model, not a curated record